GUCCGCGCUCCUCCUGGCUAUAAUCUAGGCUGGGGAGGUGUGAACGGAAGCUCAAUAGGCUCAACGGCACAGCUCAGUCAGAACAGCUCGUUCUGGAGAGCUUCAUCGGGAAGUGCAGCAGUUCCGCCCGGUCAACAACAAUACAAGUACUCCGCUGCCGAUAAGUAUCCUAUGCAGUACUUUGAUAGCUGA
Messenger RNA from Cylicostephanus goldi, 192 nucleotides. The record is from the annotation of a GenBank genome assembly. NCBI's taxonomy places the organism in Eukaryota, Metazoa, Nematoda, Chromadorea, Rhabditida, Strongylidae.